Molecule: messenger RNA, 641 nt
Organism: Cylas formicarius (sweet potato weevil)
Lineage: Eukaryota; Metazoa; Arthropoda; Insecta; Coleoptera; Brentidae
Exons: 3
Coding region: 151-498 (115 amino acids)
Source: RefSeq, a predicted model, not a curated record
GGAAUAACAAAGUAGUAAUAACGGAGUAGGUAGGUAUCAGGUCUCGCUAUUGGCAAGUAGUGUCUAAGAAACCUCCGGUGCCGAGGGAGUCGGUGGGGACCCACCUGAGGACAAGCUUGCGACUCGACAAGGAAUGUCAUCAAUUUGUAAAUGGAUAACUCGAGUGGAAGAGAAAGUUCAGUUCAGUGGCCGAAAAUAAUUCACGAUGUAACUACACCUUCGCUGGCCGAGUUUAUCGAAGACGAAUCAAACAACGUGACGACGGUGGUGAUAUUCGUGGUUUCCGCAGUCUUAGUCAUAAUUCUCAUUUUCCUUAUGGCUGUUUUCAUAGACUGCCGGCAGCAGAAAAUCCAAGAUUUCGAGGCGCAAUCCAAGAAAAAGGCUCGAAUUAAGGUUAGAAGAAUAGUCCCCAGAGUACUGGGAAUUCCUAGAAGGUGUGAAGACAAUCAAACCAUCGUGGAUAACAUGGAAACUACGUCCUCGAACAUGAUUGUGUAAAUGAAUGUGUAAACCGCGAUUUAAAGGAAAAAUAUGUAAUGUGCCUUGUAUUAUAUUAUGACUGUGAUUUUUUACAUAUAUAUCCAAAAUAUAUAGAACAAUGUUUUUGUAAUUCUGGUUGAAUGAGUAGCCCCAGAGAAGAG